CGCGGAAAUCUGUAUCAUACCAAACUUUUGCAAUGGCCAUUGGUCACACCCAGUUGUAGUUCACAGUCUAAACCAGUGAUCCCAGUUAGAUGCUUUAAAAUAUUGUCUUUUAUACGUACACGUACGUUACAUUUAUUAGCAUAUCAGAAUGUCUCACACUGUAGUUACUACAAUGACGACGACAACAACAUCGACAUCGGAUGGAGGAUUUUGCAACAUCGGUUAUGCGCGUUCGCUUCAAGGAUUGCUGAAAAUAGGCCAAGUGGUGACCCUCUUGAUUGCUUUCCUGUGUGUGCACUGUGAGUCACGGUGGACCGAUUUCUCCGCGUUACGGUACUUCGAGGUAGUCACUGUAUGGUUCCUUAUUGUCUUCCUCUUUUUCUUCCUGAUGUAUCUGAUGAGACUUCAGAGCAAAAUUCCAUGCAUUAACUGGACUUUGACAGAGUUUUUACAUUAUGCCGUAGGAGGUAUCUUGGUCUUCAUCGCUUCUAUCGUUGCUGUCGUGAAAAGUUAUGGGAUCCCAGGUUUAGUCGCUGGAUCUGUGUUUGGCUUUAUGGCUACAUUUCUUAUUGCCAUCAGCAUAUGGACCUCUUAUAAGGUUACAUGUGGCUCUCAACCAACUGGUGCAGCAGUUUAACAUGAAGAAUGAAACUGUCUUAUAACCUGAAAGUAUCAAGGAAGAUUCUCGAUUUGUUUUAGAUUGUUGAUGGGUGCUUUAAAGAUCUGAAAGGGGGCAUUUUGACACCCGUUGAAGAUGCUGUAUCCUGGACACAAGAUGUGCAUUCUGCGGCUGGGAUCAAAGGUCUGAAUUUAGCAGCUGUAAGACUCCUAAAGAGUGGAAUGUGGUUCUUUAUCCUUAAUGCCUAAAGCCAAAAGAGGCCAUUUAUCCACAAGAUUGUUUACAUUAUUUAUUUGAUACUAUAUCAUGUCUUCUAGAAUCGAUAUAGUGCUUGCAAUCAAAGUAUUAUACGACUGAAGUUUAAGAGUUUAAAGAAUUUGCGGAUUGAUGGUGUCUCACUGUAUUAUAAUUUUAAGAGAUGAAGUGUUUUUGCUUUUCACAGUAUUUAUGUAUGGUAUUGUAAUACAUAACAGCAUUACUGUAAAGUUUGAAGAUCUGGCUUUCCGAGUGCAAGUAACUUGUUUUGUACACACUCUUUGCUUUAAAAGUCUUGGCUCUAAAUGAUGUGUCGC
Triplophysa dalaica is the source of this 1191-nucleotide messenger RNA. It is a transcript of the gene cmtm7, whose product is annotated as CKLF-like MARVEL transmembrane domain containing 7. The transcript has 5 exons. Lineage: Eukaryota; Metazoa; Chordata; Actinopteri; Cypriniformes; Nemacheilidae. The coding region runs from base 149 to 637 and encodes 162 amino acids. The record is from RefSeq and is a predicted model, not a curated record. Gene Ontology annotation, cellular component: membrane.